Molecule: messenger RNA, 351 nt
Organism: Ostreococcus tauri
Lineage: Eukaryota; Viridiplantae; Chlorophyta; Mamiellophyceae; Mamiellales; Bathycoccaceae
Product: DNA polymerase delta, subunit 4
Exons: 2
Coding region: 1-351 (116 amino acids)
Biological process (GO): DNA synthesis involved in DNA repair; DNA-templated DNA replication
Cellular component (GO): delta DNA polymerase complex
Molecular function (GO): DNA-directed DNA polymerase activity
Source: RefSeq, a predicted model, not a curated record
AUGGCGCCCCGAUCGAAGACGACGGGCGCGAUCGCGACCUUCACCGGCUUCGAAGCGCGGAAGCCGGGCGCGAGAGGGUCGAGGAAGAAGCCGCGUCAGCGCGUUGCGUCGGACGGCGCGCGCGAAGGGGACGACGACGCGUGGGACGCGUCGGUGGAGCGAGACGCGCGCGCGCUCAAGACGUUUGAUCUCACGAGCGCGUUCGGACCGUGCGUGGGAUUAACGCGCGUGGAGCGGUGGGAUCGCGCGGCGAGUCUCGGUUUGGACCCGCCAAAGGUGGUGCUGGAGAUAUUGCAACGUCGACCGACGACGGCGGCGUGGCGUGAGUGCGUGUGGCACGGACGACUGUGA